AUGGGUCAGUCCAAAUUUGCCGCACCAACCCCCGCUCCUCUUGAUUCGACCAUUUCUCUCGAUGUCGACCUUUCCAAUUACGACGACGAGCAAGUUAAGCUCAUGGAGGAAAUGUGCAUUGUCCUCGAUCGUGAUGACAAGCGCAUUGGAGCCAACACCAAGAAAGCUUGCCACUUGAUGACCAACAUCAUGGAUCACGGUCUCUUGCACCGCGCCUUCUCGGUGUUCCUCUUCUCUGCUGAUGGUACCAAACUUUUGAUGCAACAGCGCGCCAGCGAAAAAAUCACCUUCCCCGAUGCAUGGACCAACACUUGCUGCUCCCAUCCUCUUAAUACUGCUGAUGAAUUGAUUGAGAAGGACAAUUUGGGUGUCCGUACUGCAGCUCAACGCAAGCUGUUCCACGAGCUUGGUAUCGAGGCCAAGGAUGUUCCACUGGAUGACUUCCACUUCUUGACCCGUAUCCAUUACUUGGCUCCAUCGAACGAUAUCUGGGGAGAGCAUGAGAUCGACUACAUCUUGUUCAUUAGACCACAACACAAGGACUUUAUCGACAUCAACCCCAGUCCUAACGAAGUCCGUGAUGUCUGUUGGGUGAACCAAGCUGAGCUCAAGGCUCUCUUGGAGAAGGGAGUUACUCCCGAUAGCGGUAUCAUUGUCACCCCUUGGUUCAAGCUGAUCUGUGAACACUUUUUAUUCAGUUGGUGGGAUAGAAUGUUGGCUGAGGGUAGUGUAGACAAGGUUGUCAGACCCGAUGAAGCUGAAAAGAUCUAUCGUCUCUAA
Molecule: messenger RNA, 780 nt
Organism: Lobosporangium transversale
Lineage: Eukaryota; Fungi; Mortierellomycota; Mortierellomycetes; Mortierellales; Mortierellaceae
Product: Isopentenyldiphosphate isomerase
Exons: 2
Coding region: 1-780 (259 amino acids)
Biological process (GO): isopentenyl diphosphate biosynthetic process; isoprenoid biosynthetic process
Cellular component (GO): cytoplasm
Molecular function (GO): isopentenyl-diphosphate delta-isomerase activity
Source: RefSeq, a predicted model, not a curated record